UCAUGGUACAGAAACCGGAGUUAAGCACUGGCCUAAUGGGCCACUAGGCUUGUAAACAGACUUUACCUUUACCUAUCACUGGUAAUUGCAAAGAUUUCGAAUUGGCAGCAGUUCAGAUUACACUAAGAAAACAGUAGUUCAAAUUACCAUAAAUAAUAAAUUAAAAUUAAAAUAGUAAAUUAAUUUAAUGAUAAUAAUAACAGGAAAAUAGAGAGAGAUUUCACUAUACUGGUCGUAGCUAGAGGAUUGAUAGGGUUUACAAAUUUUUAAUUAUUUCAAGAAUGCCAGUUGGUUUAAUAACAAGUUGCAAAAUCAAUAUCUAGAUCAUUUUGGGAAAGUAGACGUGUGUCCGUUACAUGCUAGAUAGUUUGUAUUCAAUAAAUUUGUUAAAAAGUUUGUUGGUUAAGUUUAUUUAUAAGAAUGAUUUAAAUUAUGGGAUGACUGCUCUUGUUGUUAGGAAAUUUUUUAUACACUUCAAAAAUUUGAAUACGAUAGAUUUUCAAAUGUAAAGUACAUUUUCCUUGUGUACUUUUAGAUCUCUACCUAAAACAUUUUGAUUUUCAAAAUUGAGCACUCUCUUAUGUGAUUAUUGGAAGAAAGAUGUUCAAAACAGCAUAUUUUUAUGAUUUGCUCUACGUUCUAGGGAAAAGAAAUCGCUAAGUCGUGAAAUGCACGGAGAGUAACACUUUCGGUUCGUCACGUAUAUCGCAUCAAGUCCUCUUGUAAUCAUCGUUAUAACCGACGUAACGCAACAUACCGAUUAGGACAAUUACGUCAUCAGCUUAAAUCAAUGUAUUCAUUGGUCAGCUAUUUUUAUCUUUCCCUUGGUAUAAAACCUGUUCAAUAAUAUUUUGGUAGCAGACCGAGCAGACCGAGCAAACUGAAGUUUCGAUAGAAAGGAAAAAUCUUGCAUCUGUUACGGUCUUGAGAACUGCAAGGAAAUCACUGAAAUAUGCAGAAUCUAAAACUUGUGGUUAUAGGAGAUGGCGGCGUGGGGAAGUCUUGCUUUCUUAUCAGUGCUACGACCAGUCGAUUUCCUGGCGACUAUGUUCCUACAGUUUUCGAUAACUACAAUGUAAAUCUCCCAGUAAACGGCUCUCCCUGCUCGGUUUCUCUUUGGGAUACCGCAGGGCAAGAAGAUUACGAUCGUCUGAGGUUUCUCUCUUAUCCUGGAACAGACGUAUUUGUUGUGUGUUUUGAUGUGGCAAAUCGAAGUUCAUUUGAAAACGUGAACGAAAAAUGGGUUCACGAGGCGCGUUACUACGAACCCGAGACUCCAAUCCUCCUGUUGGCAACGAAGACGGAUCUUCGAAACAGCAGGUCCACUGUGUCUACGAGAGAAGGAAUGGCUCUUGCUGAAACACUUGGAGUGUCUUAUGCAGAGUGCAGCUCCAUUACAAACACUGGAGUGCAAGAAGCUCUGAAUAAAGCUGCAGAAAUGGCUGUUAGUUUCAAUACCCAGAGCAAAAGUUCAGCAUCAGCAAGAGUUUUGGGCUUAUUUAAAAGGAAAAGCAAAAAUUCCACAUCAGUUAAGGAUCAAGAAAAUCUUCCCCCUGAACUACCACCAGCAGGAUUUGCUCCUCAUGUGGAGGUACUCAGCUCAACAUUUGCCAGUGAAUGGAAUUGUAUGAUGUCUGACACAAUGAGUGCAGAUGUAAGAUUUGUAUUCUCUGAUGGAGAGUCUCUGGAAGCUCAUAGAACUGUUCUUAUUGCUUCCUCCUCUAUCUUCAAGAAUGUUUUGGUAGGAAAAAUGUCUGCAAACCAUAAAUCUUUCCAGUACAUCUUUGAAGAUGUUUCAUGGAUUUGCGAUGAAGCAGAUAACUGCCUGAAUCUUCCUCACAUAGAAGGAAAAUGCCAGGGCAAAGGUAAAACUGUAAUAAGGUUGCAUGAGAGCAUUACUAAAGGUGUUUUCUCAGAAGUUUUGUCCUUCCUUUACACUGGAUCACCCAAUCUAUCAGAUGAUGACGACAAAAACUUUAUUACAGAAAUUCAAGAUGUUGCUAAGAAAUUUCAAAUGGCAUGGUUGAUAGAUACCUGUACAAACAUUCUGUCUGGUGAUUCAUUCCUUAAUCCAAGUAUUGGCACUUGGCUAAAUGACAACACAGGACAAACAGCUAAAAAGUUGUUUCUGAACAAGCCAUUUUUAGCUGAUGUCAAGUUCUGUGUUGAGGGCAUGGUGGUUUAUGGACACAAGUUGAUAUUGAAAGCAAGGUCGGAGGUCAUGGCAGCUAUGUUGGGUGGGGCCUUCAGAGAGAGUGACUUGGAUACAGAGAUUGAGAUUAGAGACACUACCCUGCAAAGUUUCUUGGCACUGCUGGAGUACCUCUACACUGACCACGCCCCUAUAGAGGAGGGAGAUUCAGUAGAAAUAAUGGUUUUAGCAGACCGAUUCUGUCUUCCAAGACUUGUGACAAUGUGUGAGUUGUACACCACCAAGAAAGUUGAUUCUUUGAUACAGAAAAGAGUAGCUGAUGGUACAAAAGAUGUAAUAAACCUCCUCCUCACAUCACAGGCUUACAAUGCUAAACAGUUGGCUGACUGGUGUCUUCAUUUCAUUUCUACUAACUUCUCAGUGUUUGAAUCAACUGAAGAGUUUGAACUUCUUCAAGGAGAUAACAGGAAACAUGUAACUGAACAUCGAUGGCCUCCUCUGUCUUAUUUACAAGCACUAGAAGAAUUUGAGCAAAGAGCCCCGCAAUCCAAGCUUGCCUCCAAGUGUAAAGUGAUGUGAAAUAUAUACUACUUGUAA
This is a messenger RNA of Stylophora pistillata, 2749 nucleotides long. Its product is annotated as rho-related protein racA. NCBI's taxonomy places the organism in Eukaryota, Metazoa, Cnidaria, Anthozoa, Scleractinia, Pocilloporidae. Gene Ontology annotation, molecular function: GTP binding; GTPase activity; protein binding. Gene Ontology annotation, biological process: small GTPase-mediated signal transduction. The record is from RefSeq and is a predicted model, not a curated record.